UGGUUGUUGGAUUCGUACAACACUCAAAUACUUAUCAUGGUAUUUCUGGCUAUAGUGUCUAUGCUACUUGCCGGUUUCCUUGCAUACCACACCAAACUUUGUGUCACAAAUACUACAACAAAUGAGACUUUCAAAUGGCAAGAAUAUUUAAACUGGAAGAGGAAAGUCAAUGAAGCAAAGGCAAGUGCAGCAGCUCUCAAAUCAAGUUUAGGUGAAUUGAACCAGGAAAUGAUGCGCCCUGUGAGCAAAUGGAAGGCCUUCUUUCGGAGGUCCCAUCUGGAAGAAGUGGAGGUGGUUAAGAAUAACAUUUACGAUAAAGGACUGCUCCAGAAUGUCUCUGAGAUUGUAAUUCCUCUUUCAACAAGACGUUCAUUCAUACAGAGGAAAUCAAAAUCAGGUUAGAAUUGUCAGUUGGUGACCCAUAUUCCAUUGGGGCUUGAUAGCUCAUCUUAGUCCAAGUCUUUAGUCUAAUGGUCGUAAACACCGACGAGAAUGCUCUAAAUGUGAAGUACGCUCGAUUCUAUCAGAACCUAUUACAAGUAUCGACAAGUCAUCUACCUUUACUCUUGGAUGGGCACGGUUAAUGCAGUUUAAUUGCACGUGGUGAAAGGAUUGGAGGGGUUCUGAGGAAGGGGUUUAAGUGCCAGUAGUGGUGUUUGCUUCCUUUUAUUUGCUGCGGCUGCAGCUGUUGAAGGGAAGUGCUUACUGUUCCUUUUGGUGCAUUCUGAUUACUACUGGUGCAGCCUGGGUUUCUUCUUAUUUCUAGGAUAAAUUUCAAUCCUACUUUAUUUAACUUUUUAUAGCUCUUCGCUGCUUAGCAGCAAAUUUUUACUUGUACUAUGUAAUACGACGAGAAUGAGUGCCUGGUAUAUGUUGCAAUCCAUUGUCUCAUGUGUCCACCAGCUGUGGAACUGGAACUCGGUAGAACUCAAAUAAAUUUUGUGCUCAUGUAGCGGAAAAAGAGAGAAUGUUACCCAGCAGCUUAA
Messenger RNA from Nicotiana tabacum (common tobacco), 986 nucleotides. NCBI's taxonomy places the organism in Eukaryota, Viridiplantae, Streptophyta, Magnoliopsida, Solanales, Solanaceae. The record is from RefSeq and is a predicted model, not a curated record.